Molecule: messenger RNA, 2337 nt
Organism: Physella acuta
Lineage: Eukaryota; Metazoa; Mollusca; Gastropoda; Physidae
Molecular function (GO): protein binding
Source: RefSeq, a predicted model, not a curated record
AUGUGUUAAAUAUUCGUGAGUGCUGGUACACGUAGCGUUCUUCACUCAGUCGUGUCACGUGGUACAGCAGCAAGAGCCACAAUGUACACUAUGAGCAGUGAAUCGGAGAAGUUUCUUCAACUUCUUGACGAGUUCCCCUGUAUGCUGACCAUCAAAAAUGUCAACAUUCGCAAAACUCGACACAAAGAACUGGAUAAAAAACUUGAAGAUGAGUUGAAGGAUGAUGACGACAACGAUGACGAGACAAUAAUGAAGUACAACUUUUACACGUGGCUGAAGAUAGAAAUGGUAGAUGAUACGAGCGCCAGGGAACACAACGAAACUGUUUUUCAGUUGACCAAAGGCAGAAACGUUACCACUUUAUUUUUCAGAAUCAAACUUUAUUUGAAGAACGGGAAAAACAAAGAAGCCAGCACAAUUAUCAGUGAUAUCGAAAACCUUAAAAAGGGGCAGAACGUUGAGCUCAUAAAAUCAGAAUGUCAGUCAGAACAGGCCUACGCCUACAGUCGUCUGGGUGGUCCGGACAAUCUUCCUCGGGCGAUUCGUUUAUUUUCAGGAGUAGUUGACAAACAUCCCGAGAAGUUUUUGUGGAAGUUUAUCUUAGGGUUGGCCUACAGGAGAGCUAUACACAUGGAGAUGUCCCCGUCGAUACAGCCUAUGGUGAAGACAAAAGCGGACAGCCUCAGACAGGCUGUUCUAUUUCUUUUUCAGGUUGGCCAAGAGGCAGAAAAUAACGUGCUCAGGGCUCGCGCUUACGCAGAACUGGCCGUUUCCUACGGUGAAGCCCAGAGACUUUGUCCCACUGAUGUGCACCAUCUGUUUCAAGGCAUGCGUGUUUCAGAUAUUAUAAACAAAGCCAUUGAACUUGCUCCAAGACACGCUAAAGUACUUAGCGAAUGCGGAAGAACGCUGAUGUUGGAAGAUUUAGACAGAGCGAUUGAUUUAUUAGAGAAAUCUGUUCAAAUAAGGAAACACUCAGUGUCUUUUCAUCAUCUAGGCUUGUGCUAUGAACGUAAGGCUUCUGAAACCUCUCUGUUUGACCAAUCGACAACCAGAGUCACACCAGCGGACAGCCACAUCAGAGCACAACAUCCUCCAUUGGAUGCAAAUAACGAUAUCGUGAAUAAAGCGAUAAACAGUUUAAUAAACGCCAUUGAUAUUUCCAUGGGCAGUAACUAUCCGGCCAUUAGUACACUCGGGUGUUUGUACAGGAAGUGUGGGCAGUACGAAGAGGCAAUACAGCAGUUUAACAGAAUCACCAACUCCACAGAGAACGCAGAUACCAAUGUGGACUAUCUAUAUUCUGUCAUCUCUGCUUAUGAAAACGCUGGUUUCUGCUACAUUAAAUUAUGUCAAGACAACAAAGCAGAAAACUGCCUGCUAAGAGCUGUCAGCACUGCCGCGGAACUAGCGACUAGAGACCCGGAUGUGGCCAGGUACUCUUCUGAUGUCUGGCAAGCCAUGAAAACGCUGGAAUCUGACUACGAGCAAGAGAAUUCUCCAAAAUCUAUUAAAAAGUUGAUUGAACUAUUCUCUACCAUGCGCCAAUAUGAACGAGUGCCACCAGCCAUUGAAAAGCUAAGAGCCUUAAGUGAAGAGGGGCUAAGCGAUCCUGCUGUUGUCAAGGCAAGGGUGGAGAGCUUGCUCGCCUUAAGACAAUACGAAUCUGCUUUUUUUGUUAUUACUUUCCUACACUUAAAAAAAGAUUUUGACUCUAAGUCAAGUGGUUUAAAUUUAAGUGAAUUAGAAACCAAAGUCCUUUUGCACACAGCUGCUAGCAGGCUUCAAGAAGGAAACAGAAAACCGGAAGUGAUGAUUUACUACGACGAUUCGAUCGAUGCAGAAAAGAAUAUCAGUCGUGCCACGAAAGAUGCAAAACUUCUAAAGAGAUUGAUUAAUGACGUAUAUGGCGUCAAAACUGCACUUAACCUGCAGGGCUGCCAAGAUUUUGGAGAACAUUAUGAGAUUCUGAUAAACGAAUUGUGCGCCACAAAGCUGGUCAUUAUUCUACUCGAUGAGGAGUCGGCUGGCGGUAACGGCUUAUUUCAGAAAGUUUUGAUAGAUUUUACCCUCCGCCUGCACGAACGUCGGGAGCCUGUGCCAAAAGUGAAAGUCUUGUCAAGACAAGCAGACUGUCUACACAAAACGCCAUCUUUGGCAAGUUACCCGACAUUACCGCUGGGCGAUCUCAUGGAGAAUAUAAACAAUUAUCUACAUCGUCUAGAUCUAGAAACUUCUGGGUUACCCAACGGCACGGAUGACCUAUCACAAGAUGUUCGCGCCAUUUUAACUCUGUUUUGUUGGAUUGUUGAACAGAAAUGUCCGAUUGAAUUUUAA